GGGCUACGCACGUAAAUAGGCCGCACGCAACGAAGUGACAAGAGCCAAUACUUGUACGAAAGAAGGACAGUCGCCUAGGUGUGCAAGUCCAGGCCCAUGGCGACAACUUCGACAGCCGAGACGGCUUCCGAGAAAAGAGGCGCCUUCGGCAGCGAACUUCACCAGACGUGUACCCAUAAGAAGACUCGCGUAUGUCGACUGCUGCGACACCUGACAGAGUGCAACAAGAUCUUAUGGCAUGCGGGCUUGCAGCUACGAGAGGACGCUCGAGAUGACCUUGGCGACGUCAGCAUCGCGAUGGUGCCAGUGCUUUGCCGCGGGUUUCCGUGUUGCCGUUCCGCGCUUCACGACGAGCAGGAGGCAGUGCAUCUCCUGCGCUGUCUCUUGACUGUACACCGAUGCAUUGUUUCUGUACAGGUGAAUUACUGCUUUGCGAAAAACAGUUCUCUGCUCGAAUCCCUGGUGUCUUCGUCGAGCGUGAGAAGACUCAGCAUCUUUGGCAUCCCGAGCGACGAACGGGAAGCCCUACAGAAUCUCGCCAACGCCAUCGGGUCACAGGACACAGUCUCAGAGUUGGUGUUUCUGGACGGCUACGAACCGUGCGAGGUGAAAAUGGCGAUUCCCACUCGUCUGUUGGAACGGCGUAGUGCCAGGGUUACCAAGCUUGACGUCGCCGACUUGGAAAUGAAUCCGCGCAUGGCCUGGAAGCUAAUCGAAGCGCUCAUCGCGAACGGCACCAUCACGGAACUCGCCGUCGGCGCCAGCGUCUUCGCCUGCGGCCCCGCCAUCAACAUGCCAUCGGAAUUGUUCGCGCAGUAUCUGGCCAAGGAAAAUGCGACCCUCCGAAAGCUCAUUCUGAGAGCGCGUUACUUUAGCAGCGCGUCCGGGCUGCGGACCUUGACCGAAUCUAUCUCCGCUAUGACGACUUUGGAAGACCUCGUCGCGCAGUGGCACGCCAGAAGCCGAGACUGCUCGAUAUUCUCGACAGUGGUCAGCGCCAGCCGGUCACUUCGCAGUUUGAGCUUGCACCUCGCAGGCUGCUGCAGCGGACCAAUUCCCCAGUACCGAGCUCGAGGGAUCGAGGCGUUCGACGUUCGGCCCUGGCUGUCGGCGUUGAGGAAAAACAAUGGUUUAAAGAAACUAGUCCUCGACAUUCCGUGGUCCUCAACCAAGGACUGCUGUGCCUUACUGCAAGAGCUUCGGAGUAACGACUGCCUCCAAAAACUUAUCUUGCGUAGUCUUCCCGACGACGGUGGUCUGCGUGAAGUUUGCCGAGUCAUUCGGGACGGCGGCGUUAGCCACAGAGUUCACAUCGAAGACCACCACGUUGGCCCCGAUGACGUGCCAACGCUUUCCGAUUCCAAAGAACUCGCAGCCGUCACGGUGAGUUCGCGACACUUUUUCCAAGACGUGAUUUGUCUACGACGCGCUUUCGAAGUCCUGACUUCUUGCAAACACGUAACGUCGCUUUCUGCGCGUUGUGAUCGGUUCACGGAAGACCUCUAUGCGUCACUGACUGCUUGCAUAAAAGGCGCAACCACUUUGAAAGAAAUUAAUCUGAACAUCGAAGUCGACUGCUUCCGUGGAGAAAGAGACGAGAGUGUCACUAGGUCGGCCAUGUUGGACUUGUUACGCGCAUUGUCGUCCUCGCGAAGCCUCGCGAAGAUUACGCUGGAGUGGACCAUGCAUCUGGGCGACGAGCACGCGCGAGCGCUUGCCGACGCAGUUCUCACCAACCGUCGCCUUUACGAACUCUCGCUCACGGUUGUUGACGAAGCUUUCUGUGCAUCGAUCCUCGGUCAUCUCAAUCCGGGCCUGGCGCAAAACUACAGCAUCCUUCACCUGGAGCUUCCCAUCAGCCCACAGUGUAGCGCUGAGAUAGCCGCUGCGCAGGACAUCGUCCGACGCAACUGCAGCCUCGUCGACCGAGCGACCAGGUUCGUGAUGGGAGACCACGAACCGUACUGUGCGCGGGUCGUCGAGCUUGUCUCGUGGCACCCGAAGCUCGUCGACAAUGUUCGUCGUAUGGCAAACGUGACCGAAAACGAAGCCGCGGCCAUCAUCAGAAGUGCUCUGCGGCUUCCGUGCCUCACGGACAUGCGCGAGUUCAUGAAGCUCAUCGGUGUCGUCGAGGAUCGCGUUCAGUGCCACAUUCGGCGGGACGGCAACACGCAGCUAGACCAACUGAACCACGACUGCUGGCUGAGCAUCCGUCGGUACCUGAAGGUGGCCGACGUUGCGGAUCCCUGAGGCUCGCUUACCAGGUCAUUCUUGUGUGUGUGCACCACGCCGGUGGAACACCGUUGUGAAUCAUCUUCUUUAAAAAAAUAUCCUCCAUUCGAACGGUUGCACCCCCAACCCUUGAACCUUCACCAUGCGCCGCAGGUCUUUGCAGUCGUAAACUUUAGACUGAAACAUAGAUUUCCCGGAAAACAGCGAGUACCCUGCGAGUACGUGCGCUCUUGCAGCUUGUCCGUGGAGCAGGCGGCAUUCACUUUUACUUGUGCGUCGUCAGCUGCAAUCAGCUCAAGGCGCACGCACACGUGAUGGCAGCCGUAUUAACAACGAAUGAGCCAGAAGGUACUGAUACACCAGCCGUUACACCGCGUCAUCUUGCAGAAGAUUGUAGCCGCUAACUCAAAAUUCGAUGCAGGAGCUGAACUCGUGGUAUGGCGAAAUUUCGCCUUCGGAAUUUUUCAGUGCUCUCUUGAACGUCAUGGGUCAAUGUACGGAUGGGCACCACAAGAGUGGUAAAAUGCUGCCUGCGUGAAACUUUUUUGUACUGCAUACCACAAAAGUAUAUCACAUGCGCAUGCCACAAACUGUUAAUGCGAGAGCGGCCAUAAUCUCGAGGACCUUUUUCCUCAUUUCAUCUUGCAUAACUUCCAGAACCUUCAUCAGCACUUUCAUUCUAUUCUCCUAUAUUCUCGACAUGCAGGAGUCAUGUCGAGGCUUGACAAGCCGCAUCUACUCUGGUGGUUUCCAUUACCAAAGAAUAUUCUUUUUUAUUCCGUUUAUUUUCAUCCAACAACGAAAGACCGUUUUUUUUUCUUUGCGAUGGUCUGAUCACUCUUUUAUAUCUCGUCAAUGCAAGCCAGCAACACAACGAGUAUUUUAUUAACUUCGCUUUUAACAGCUGUGUUAUCCGCUAUGACCUUGCAAGACUUUAGGAUCGGACGUGACAUUUGUCCUAACGCAAUUGAUCAUUUUAGUUGCCUGAAUAAAGAAUUUUUAGAACUA
Messenger RNA from Dermacentor albipictus, 3240 nucleotides. RefSeq lists its product as uncharacterized. The record is from RefSeq and is a predicted model, not a curated record. Lineage: Eukaryota; Metazoa; Arthropoda; Arachnida; Ixodida; Ixodidae.